GCUCUAUUUCAAAUUACCAAAUCCAGUAUAUAAACUGCGCGUGCGCCGAUCUUGCCCACAUCACAUAGUUGCUGCGCUUGCAACGGUACUCUAUAAACAUGAAAUAUAUUGUAUUCUUUGCCCUCGUGUCCGUGGCUCUGGCCAAGCCAAAGCCCGGCGGUCUUUUCUCCUCAUUUGACCAUGGAUUCUCAUCGCUAGACCUCCACCAGCCAGCUAUCACGUUAGCGCAGCCCUCAUACACAGUUGCCCAGCCCGUGGUCCACGCGGCCCCUGUUGUCCACGCAGCGCCAGUGGUCCACGCGGCCCCUGUGGUCCACGCGGCACCAGUCGCUAUCGCCAAGCCUGCAACUAGCUACUCCUCCUUCCAGCAGGUCGUACAUCCAGUGCAAGUUGCGCAUGCCGCCCCCGUUGUCCACGCGGCGCCAGUCAUCUCCCAACCGAUAGUCCACGCGGCACCAGUGGUCCAAACUAUUGCCCAGCCUGUGGUCCAGAAAUACCUUUCCCUCGGCUCCUACGGUGGCUCAUACGGCGGAUACGGUCAUGGUUGGUAAAUCGACGUGUGGUUGUAAAUAAUUUUUAAUUACAAGUUUUUUUUUUAUAUUUUUAAGCGUUGAGAUCAUGUCCGUACUAAGGGCGUGGUGCAAAUAAAGUAUUUUCUUAAUUA
Papilio polytes (common Mormon) is the source of this 664-nucleotide messenger RNA. RefSeq names its product A-kinase anchor protein 14-like. The coding region runs from base 99 to 551 and encodes 150 amino acids. The transcript has 4 exons. Lineage: Eukaryota; Metazoa; Arthropoda; Insecta; Lepidoptera; Papilionidae. The record is from RefSeq and is a predicted model, not a curated record.